AUGCGCUCCUCACCGGAUGCACCACGCAUGCAAACACGGACGCACUCGAUUACGGCCGGAGUACCCCGCUCGGUCGGUGUUCAGAUAAUCCAAUCAACAACACUGCUGCUUGCCCUGCCGCCAGCAACCUGCUUAAUUUAGGCGUGAGACUGCGAAAAACAUAUUGGCCACACGACGGAGGGCGCUCCCGGUUCGAUCGCGUCGACGCGCCUGGUAGUCUCGUUCUUGGCCCCGUUUUCGUGAGCGUGGUUGGUCCGGCCAAUCCUCCCGGCCGAUCGAUCGAUACAUGGGGACGGCGGCCGGCGAUGGCGACCGCCCCCUCGUCGCGUUGUCGGCGGCGGCGGAGCACAAGGUGAACCUGUCGGCGCGGCGGCCGUUCGUGCAGGCGGUGCGGUCGGGCCUGGCGGAGACGUUCUUUCCCGACGACCCGUUCCGGGGCUUCGGUGCGCGUCCCACUGGCGCGCGGGCGUGGGGCGCGCUCAAGUACUUCGUCCCGGCCCUGGAGUGGGCCCCGCGGUACGGGCUCGGCAAGUUCAAGUACGACCUCCUCGCCGGCGUCACCAUCGCCAGCCUCGCAAUCCCGCAGGGCAUCAGCUACGCCAAGCUCGCCAACCUCCCGCCCAUCAUCGGCCUCUAUUCGAGCUUUGUGCCGCCGCUUCUGUACGCGGUGUUCGGGAGCUCGAACAACCUAGCGGUGGGGACGGUGGCGGCGGCGUCACUGCUGCUGGCGUCCAUCAUCGAGACGGAGGUCGCGCCGGAGGACAACCCGCAGCUGUACCUGCAGCUCUUCUACACCGCCGCCUUCUUCACCGGCGUCUUCCAGACCGCAUUAGGCGUCUUUAGGUUAGGGCUCAUAGUGGAUUUCUUGUCGCGGUCGACGAUCACCGGGUUCAUGGGCGGCACGGCGACGAUCAUCAUCCUGCAGCAGCUCAAGGGGAUGCUGGGGAUGAAACACUUCGCGCCCAAGACGGACCUCAUCUCCGUCAUGAGCUCCAUCUUCCGUUACAGGCACGAGUGGAAGUGGCAGAGUGCAGUUCUUGGCAUAUGCUUCCUCAUGUUCUUGCUGUCAAGUAAGCACCUGAGAAAGAAAAGGCCAAAUCUGUUCUGGGUGUCAGCAAUUGCGCCUUUCAUGGUCGUCGUGAUCGGUGGCGUCUUCGCCUUUCUAGUCAAAGGAGACGAGCAUGGCAUCCCAAUAGUUGGUGACCUGAAGAAGGGGAUCAACCCUCUGUCCAUUUCACAGUUAACGUUCCAGGACAAGCACGUAAAGACAGCCGUGAAAGCAGGUCUCUUGUCUGGGAUCCUAGCACUGGCAGAAGGCAUAGCCGUCGGGCGAAGCCUGGCGCUGAUCAAGAACGAACAGAUCGACGGGAACAAGGAGAUGAUCGCGUUCGGCAUCAUGAACAUCGCAGGGUCUUUCACCUCUUGCUACCUCACAACAGGGCCGUUCUCCAAGUCGGCGGUGAACUUCCACGCCGGGUGCAGGACGCCGAUGUCGAACGUGGUGAUGUCGGUGUGCAUCUUGCUGGUGCUGCUGUUCCUGGCCCCGCUCUUCAAGUACACACCCCUUGUGGCGCUCUCCUCCAUCAUCGUCGUCGCCAUGAUCGGCCUGAUCAAGGUCAAGGAGUUCUGCCACCUCUACAAGGUGGACAAGUUCGACUUCUUCAUCUGCAUAGUCGCCUUCGUGGGCGUCGUCUUCUUCACCAUGGUCAUAGGCCUCAGUGCAUCAAUAGGCUUGUCAGUGGUCAGGGCAUUGUUGCAUUUGGCGAGGCCUACCACCUGCAAGCUCGGAAGCAUAGCGGGAAGCGAGAUCUUCCGCGACGUCAGACACUACCCGUACGCGAGAAACGUCCCUAACGUCCUCGUCUUGCAGCUGGGAUCUCCGAUCUAUUUCGUCAAUGCAGGUUACUUGCGAGAAAGGAUUCUGAGAUGGGUGGAAGACGAGGAGAACGCCUGCAAGAUAGACGGCCAAGCUUUGCAAUACGUGGUCCUUGAUCUUGGGAGUGUGACUUCGAUCGACAACACGGGGAUCGGGAUGCUGGUAGAAGUUCACAAGAGCCUUGACCGGAAAGGGAUCAGGAUAGCUCUGACAAACCCCAGGCUGGAGGUGACAGAGAAGCUGGUGCUGUCUGGAUACAUCAAGGACGUGAUAGGGGAGGAGUGGGUGUUCCUCGUCGUCAAGGACGCCGUCACGGCUUGCCAGUACGCGCUCCAGAGAUCCAGAAGCAAGGAAGACGGCGAGGUAUAGCGUCCAUGGACAGUGCGUUUUAGGAAGCAUAGCUGUAGAUAUGGGAUGGCAGGCAGGGCAAGCAAGGCGCGCGUCCUUUUAGCACCGGGAAGAAGAGAAGAUUGAGAGAGCCGCGAUCGAGCAUCGACUCGAUUGCAUGGAUUGGGUGUGUGGAUGUGGUAUUUGCGUGUGCCGAAGUGUGUGAAGGUAAGUUCAGUAGGUCUUUGUUAGGGAAAGUGGGAAAUAUUGAGGUGGAUGGCAGGAGCGUUUGUGUAUAGACCAACUUAGCUUCUGAGUCCAUGAUAAACGCUUCCACAUAUUUCCGUGUAUCAGCUUGCAGAAUGCAGAAGA
Messenger RNA from Phragmites australis (common reed), 2575 nucleotides. RefSeq names its product probable sulfate transporter 3.5. Gene Ontology annotation, cellular component: membrane. The record is from RefSeq and is a predicted model, not a curated record. Gene Ontology annotation, biological process: transmembrane transport. Gene Ontology annotation, molecular function: secondary active sulfate transmembrane transporter activity. NCBI's taxonomy places the organism in Eukaryota, Viridiplantae, Streptophyta, Magnoliopsida, Poales, Poaceae. Bases 287 to 2245 code for a protein of 652 amino acids. The transcript is spliced from 12 exons.